AUGCAGGUCAAAAUAACAGAAACCCUAGAAACUAUGAUUAAAAAAAUAAUAAAAGAACUAUUUAAUGAGGUGUUAAGAGACUUUCACCAGCAAAUCGCAGGCCUUCAAGAGCCAAUGACGUGGUUCAAUGAAAAAAUUGAGGAGAUAAAAUUGUCUGUUAACGCUCAUAAUAUAAAAAUUGAAUCACUUCAAACCGACAAUAAUAGUUUGAAGUCAGAGUGUUUGGAACUCAAAAAAGAGUUGUGUUCAUUAAUUAAAGAAAAAGAUAGUAAAGAUCAAUGGGUGCGACGUUCAAAUAUUGAAAUAGUAGGGAUACCCGAAAAAAAGAAUGAAAACCUACUUGACUUAGUGAACAAGUUAGCUAAGUGUUGCGGAUAUAACAUCAACCCGUCAUUGGACCUAGACUUCGUCACCCGUGUAGCUGUUAAAACCACCAACGAACACAAGAAACCUAAACCGAACGUAAUCAAACUUCAAGCUAGAUACAAAAAGGACGAGUUUCUAUACGCUCUAAGAAAGAUUAAGGACUUGACUGCUUCCGAUCUAAGCUUUACAUGUGACAACAAGGUAUAUGCGAACGACCAUCUUACCACCAAAAAUAAAUACCUACUCCGUCGUGCGAAACAACUGGCCAAAGAGAAUAAUUACACUAUGUGCUGGGUACGUAAUUGUACAAUAAUGGUUCGACGAAAGGCUGACUCACCAAUUAUCUACAUAAAUACCGAAGAUGAUUUAAAGAAAAUCAAUUGUUCUGAACCACUGAUAAGCGAGGAUGCACAGCAUCACCCGGCAUAA
Molecule: messenger RNA, 795 nt
Organism: Leptidea sinapis
Lineage: Eukaryota; Metazoa; Arthropoda; Insecta; Lepidoptera; Pieridae
Exons: 2
Coding region: 1-795 (264 amino acids)
Source: RefSeq, a predicted model, not a curated record